UCUCCGCAGUCUAAGCGACAGCUAUUACUUUGUGGUUUACUUGGAUACCUUUCUGAGACAUGGUGGAAAAUACUUUGCCUUCUUUUGAACCUUGUAGACUGUGACGUGCAACGAUGGACUCUUCGACGCAUUAUGAGCUGAAAGACAUACAAGAAAAUAUGGGGAAGAAGUCGGGAGAACAUCUUGACACUGAUAAAAAAGCAUCAUCCGAUGCUGGACCAGACCCCUCUGCUCCAAUUACAAGAAAAGGAGUCUUAACAUCAUUCUUAACUGGCAAACCUAUGGAAAUACCAGAACAAGAUAUUCUCGGUAAAUGCAGAUUUGUAUCGGAAUUUGAAAAACUUAAUCGCAUUGGAGAAGGCACCUAUGGAAUUGUGUACCGAGCAAGAGACACUAAAACUGACAAAGUUGUAGCUUUAAAAAAAGUUCGUAUGGAGCAUGAAAAGGAUGGUUUGCCAGUAAGCGGCCUUAGAGAAAUUAGCGUACUUCUAUCAUGCCGUCAUGAAAAUAUAGUACACUUGAAAGAAGUAGUCGUAGGACGAAGUUUGGAAAGUAUAUUUCUUGCAAUGGAAUACUGUGAACAAGACUUAGCCAGCUUAUUGGAUAAUAUGCAAUCACCCUUCUCUGAGAGUCAAGUGAAAUGCAUCGUUCUACAAGUCCUUAAGGGUUUACAUUAUUUACAUCAUAAUUUCAUUGUACACAGAGAUUUGAAAGUAUCAAAUCUCUUAAUGACAGAUAAGGGUUGCGUAAAAAUCGCAGACUUUGGUUUGGCAAGAUGGUUCGGGUUGCCAUUAAAACCAAUGACUCCAAGAGUUGUAACUCUGUGGUACAGAGCUCCUGAAUUAUUACUACAAGCUAAAACGCAAACGACAUCAGUUGAUAUGUGGGCGGCUGGUUGUAUUUUAGGAGAAUUAUUAGGACACAGACCGCUUUUACCAGGAAGAUCUGAAAUCGCUCAGCUCGAAUUAAUUGUAGACUUGUUAGGAACGCCUAGCGAAGCUAUUUGGCCAGAAUUCAAUUCGUUACCUGCGCUACAAAACUUUACAUUGAAGCAGCAGCCUUACAACAACUUGAAACAAAGAUUUCCAUGGCUAAGUGCUGCUGGUUUAAGACUGUUAAACUUCCUCUUCAUGUACGAUCCGAAAAAACGGGCAACAGCCGAAGAAUGUCUUCAAAGUAGCUACUUCAAGGAAGCACCCCUACCAUGCGAUCCGAAAUUGAUGCCAACAUUCCCCCAACAUAGAAACAUGAAGAAAGCAAGUCAACCAAAAGAAACUCGUGAACAGGAAACUGCUGUUCCAGAUCAAACGAGUAAUCUUCCAGCAAUUUCUGAUCUUCUUGGAUCAUUAGUCAAAAAGAGACGUGUGGAUUAAGAAGCAAUACCAAAACCACUAAGGAACGAAAUGCUGCGUGGCCGCCUAGAGACUGCACAACUUAACCCAGUACAACUCAAGCGAGAAAGUUCAAAGUGGGCCUUAUGCAAUCAGUGAGAGUAUGUUGAACUCUGUUGCAACUGCAGAUGCACACAGGCGUAAUAAGAUAAAAAGGUAGCACUCGAAAGAUGAAUGAACAUAAAACACUAUACAAUAUUCGAAACAACCAAUCGAAACAAGAAAAGACAAAACUCAUGUAAAACAGAAAAAUACAUACUUUUCAA
Molecule: messenger RNA, 1657 nt
Organism: Cephus cinctus (wheat stem sawfly)
Lineage: Eukaryota; Metazoa; Arthropoda; Insecta; Hymenoptera; Cephidae
Gene: Cdc10
Product: cyclin-dependent kinase 10
Exons: 7
Coding region: 114-1373 (419 amino acids)
Biological process (GO): protein phosphorylation; regulation of mitotic cell cycle
Cellular component (GO): nucleus
Molecular function (GO): cyclin-dependent protein serine/threonine kinase activity; ATP binding
Source: RefSeq, a predicted model, not a curated record